AUGCUGGCCCCCACCGUCCUCGACGCCUGCCGCGCGCACGGCCGCCUCCAGCUGCGCCCCACCCCCGCCUGGUCGCGCCAGCUCUCCGCAACCGCCUCCACCUCCGCGCCCGGCGGCGGGCGCCCGCUCAUCGGGCGGUACAACCACGUCCCCGUCGAGCUCGCGCGCGUGCAGUCCGGGCGGAACGUCCGCCUGCGCGACUACGAGACGCAGAAGGCGCUCAAGCGCUUCAGCUACGACCUCAAGCUCGUCGACGGGAAGGUGCGCGUCGCGGACGGGCCUAAUUUUAUCGGUCCGAAUGGGUGCUCGUUGAGGGAGCCGCUGUCGCCGACGUUCCAGGAGGUCGUGCGUAAUUUCCGGGGUGCGAAUAUUUUGGUGUAUGUUCUGAAGGAAGGCACGCCCCUACCCGACACUCUGCAGAUCCUGCACGAGCACUCAGACCACUACUCGCUGCAGUGCACGAAGCCUAUGACGCUGGAUGAGCUCAACGCGGAGUGCACGAAGUUCGUCAAUGAGCACGGCCGCACGCUCGACAAGGAGCAGUUCGAUGCCGAGUACCCCUUUGAGAUCUAA
Molecule: messenger RNA, 573 nt
Organism: Trametes versicolor FP-101664 SS1
Lineage: Eukaryota; Fungi; Basidiomycota; Agaricomycetes; Polyporales; Polyporaceae
Exons: 4
Coding region: 1-573 (190 amino acids)
Source: RefSeq, a predicted model, not a curated record